Molecule: messenger RNA, 1508 nt
Organism: Hipposideros armiger (great roundleaf bat)
Lineage: Eukaryota; Metazoa; Chordata; Mammalia; Chiroptera; Hipposideridae
Gene: HEMK2
Product: HemK methyltransferase 2, ETF1 glutamine and histone H4 lysine
Exons: 6
Coding region: 112-774 (220 amino acids)
Biological process (GO): methylation
Cellular component (GO): eRF1 methyltransferase complex
Molecular function (GO): S-adenosylmethionine-dependent methyltransferase activity; protein methyltransferase activity; nucleic acid binding
Source: RefSeq, a predicted model, not a curated record
UAUUAGAAGUAAGGGAGCUAGAAGUAACUUCCCAGGGAGCCGCCAGGACUGCGUGCGCACACUUGCGCAUGCGCGGUGUUGACGCAUGCGCGUGGGGUGGAGAGAAGAAAAAUGGCGGCGCCCAGCAUCCCCACGCCUCUGUACGGGCACGUAGGCCAUGGCGCCUUCAGCGACGUGUACGAGCCUGCGGAGGAUACAUUCCUGCUUCUGGACGCUCUCGAGGCGGCGGUGGCCGAGCUCAAGGGAGUGGAAAUAUGCCUUGAAGUAGGUUCAGGGUCUGGAGUGGUAUCUGCAUUCCUGGCCUCUAUGAUAGGUCCUCAAGCUUUAUACCUGUGCACUGAUAUCAACCCUAAGGCAGCGGCUUGUACCCUGGAGACAGCACGCUGUAACAAAGUUCACAUUCAACCCAUAGUUACAGAUUUGGUCAAAGGCUUGCUACCACGAUUGAAGGAAAAAGUCGAUCUGCUGGUGUUUAAUCCCCCCUAUGUGGUGACUCCACCUGAAGAGUCUUUUUACUGGUCACAGGUAGGAAGUCACGGAAUCGAGGCAGCUUGGGCUGGUGGCAGGAAAGGUCGCGAGGUCAUGGACAGGUUCUUGCCACUGGUUCCGGAUCUCCUCUCACGAAUAGGGUUAUUCUAUUUAGUUACCAUUAAAGAAAAUGAUCCAGAAGAAAUUUUGAAAACAAUGAAGAUGAAAGGUCUACAUGGGACUGCAGUACUUUCCAGGCAAGCAGGACAAGAAAUCCUUUCAGUUCUGAAGUUCACCAAGUCCUAAUAUACAGUGUGUGCUCUGUAUUAUAUUGAAUGUCUAUAUAUUGAAUAAUACAUAUUAUAUCGAAUAUACAUAUGAAUACCUUUAUAUUGAAUACAUAUAGAUAUAUAUAGAUAUAUCUCUAUAUAUGCUGAAAGUAUUCAGCAUAUUUUAAAACUGAAGUCAUUUCUUGGUUAACAAGUAAAAUUGUCAGAAAUAUGUCACAUAGAAAAUGGUGGAAAGGUUGGGCAUUCUCUUUCACUCAGGAAUUAAGCCUACACAAAUAUAUGCAUAAGUGCUAGUACAUACAAAUAUUAUAUAUAUAUAUAUAUAUAUAAUUUCAUUUUAUAUACAAAAGAUAUUUAUAUAUGAAAGGAUAUUUAUUUCAAUAGCAAAACGAGGAAGUCAACCGAACCGCCCAUCAGGAAAGAGAUUGGUAAAAUAGAUUACAGUACAUCCAUGUUACUGACCGUGAGUGACACCAGCUAUUAAAUAUGAGUGGGGUCUAUAUAUACUGAACCAGAAGGAGUUCAUGAUGUACUUUUGAGAGAAAAAAAGCAAGUUGCAAAACAGUAUUAUCUGAUAUGUAUAUUUUUGAAAAACAGAGAGGGUAGGUUUGUAUGUGUAUAUAAGAAGUCUCAGAAGAUACCAGGUGGGAAUGGAGGAAUUUUCAGUCUUUUGUGGUAGCAUUUGUAUAAUGAUAAUACAUUACUUGUAUAAUUUUUUAAAGUUUUUUAUUUAAAAAUUUUUAAAAUUUA